This is a messenger RNA of Nylanderia fulva, 2388 nucleotides long. It is a transcript of the gene Fpgs1, whose product is annotated as Folylpolyglutamate synthase 1. The record is from RefSeq and is a predicted model, not a curated record. Lineage: Eukaryota; Metazoa; Arthropoda; Insecta; Hymenoptera; Formicidae. Gene Ontology annotation, molecular function: tetrahydrofolylpolyglutamate synthase activity; ATP binding. Gene Ontology annotation, cellular component: cytosol; cytoplasm; mitochondrion. Gene Ontology annotation, biological process: tetrahydrofolylpolyglutamate biosynthetic process.
AUAGAAGAAUUUUAAAAAAUGAUGUAAGAAAACUAUGAAAAAAUGUAAUUACACCGAACUGAUGUGUCUGAAGUUUUUUAGGCCGAGUUUCUAUUUUAUAAGAAAUUUCUAGGAUUCACAAAAUUUGGCAACAGCGAAUAGGCUCGAAUUAAACUAAAUAAAUAACUCUCAAGAAUGGAGUAGGGGUAGUGUUUUUGUUUUUACUCUUGUUUAUUCUCUGACAAGACUGGAAUCAAAACAAACGAACACGUGUUAUAGGUUUGUUGGCGGGAAAAUCAUUGUUAUGACGCAUGCGCAUUAAAAUUAAACGAACAAUUUUCCUCAUAUUUCAUUUGCGCCUCAACAUUUGUUCUAUUAUUUUUCCCGAAUCUUUAAUUCCAAUUUUUUCUGCACAGAAUCGAAUCUCGAGAUGUGUCAACUAAACGUUUUUUUUUUAACUUUAAACACGUGGGAUGCAAAAAAGGUUAAGGAUCGAGCAAGAAACGAAGGGAUGAAAGGGAGUAAAUCUAUAAAUAUUUAUGCACCAUGACAAUCGAGUUUAAGGUCCUUCCUGGAAUUAUUAUUCGUCGCGCGAGGAAUUUAUUCACGUGAAAUUAUUUCAGAAUUAUUGAUCUCGAUCAAUUGUCUUUUGACGUUCGAACGUCACUUUUGACAGGUGACACUUCGACUGACGUUCGAACGCGAAAUACUCGACGAUCGUCUCCGACACUCGCAACGCGCGUUAUUUACGAGAUUCGUGCUCGCACUUUGACACGCAGAACGAUAAACAAUAAACGGGGGGGAGAGCAGCUCCCCUUUCUUAUCGGUGCUCUCAUGAUUACGAAAUUGCCGGAUCCCGAUGUUUACUCUAUUGAGGAAAAUGACGCACAAUGGACUUACGGUCCGCUCUGUCCAUUCUGCUGGAUCUUACGAGGAAGCUAUAAAAGUGCUAUGCACUUUACAAAGCAACGCAGCAUACUUACAAUCUGUAAAACAUGAUGUGAAUAAUCCUGAGAAAUUGAAAGAGAUGGAGAAAUAUUUACUCCGAUCUGGCAUCACUCUGGAGCAGCUGGACAGCUUGUCCGUCAUCCACGUGGCCGGUAGCAAGGGCAAGGGUUCAACCUGCGCGUUCACGGAGGCGAUUCUGCGUCAGUAUGGCUUCAACACCGGCUUCUUCAGCUCGCCGCACCUGGUCUCCGUCCGGGAACGCAUCCGCUUGAACGGCGAGCCCAUCAGUCAGUCUCACUUCACCCGCUUCUUCUGGGACGUCUAUCAACGCCUGGAGCGGGAGCGGGAACGCGAGUCCGACAUGCCGACAUACUUCAAGUUCCUCACGAUCCUCUCGUUCCACGUGUUCCUCAAGGCGAACGUCGACGUGGCGAUCCUCGAGGUCGGCAUCGGCGGCGAGCUGGACAGCACCAACGUCGUGAGAAAUCCGGUCUGCGUGGGCGUGACCAGCCUGAGUCUCGAGCACACCCUGUUGCUGGGCGAUACCCUGGAGAAGAUCGCUCAUCAGAAGUCCGGGAUCUUCAAGGAGCGCGCCGCGGCGUUCACGGUGCCGCAGCCAGAAGUGGCGAUGCGCGUCCUGCGGAAGCGAGCCGCGGAGAGACGCUGUCGUAAUUUGCAAGUGGUCCCCGCGACCUGGACAGAGUGGAACGACGUCUUAUCCUCGGCGGGUCUCAACGACGUGCAGCGGCAGAACGCCUCGCUGUCCAUCAACCUGGCCCUAGAGUGGAUCAAGCGGCGAUGCGAGAAGCCACCGUUGAUCCUCGAUGGUUUUCGCGAUAAUCUUCGGAGCGAGAAGCUCGACCUGUCUCGCGCCGGUUAUCUGACCAAGGUCGCGGCGGCGGUGAAGAGCUGCAAGUGGCCGGGUCGCAUGCAGAUCCUGAGGACCAGCAUGGCGGACUUCUUCCUGGACGGCGCGCACACCGUCGAAAGCGUCGUUAAUUGCAUCUCGUGGUUCGAGGGAGCCAGCCGAAAGACCUCCAGGAAGUUUCUGGUGUUCAACACCAGCGGCGACCGGAACUCCCUGCAAUUGCUGAGGAUGUUGAAGCCGCUGGGUUUCGAUAGGGCUUACUUCGCUCCGAAUUGCGUCGGGAUUCCCGGCACGGAGGACAUGAACUCGAUGAGUUACUCGCAGGGUAUGAUGGACGAGCAGAGGAGGAACUGUGAGAAACAUUGCGAGUCGUGGGGCGAGAAUUCGGUACUGAAGAACAACGUCACCGAGGUCCUCCUCGACGUUAAAAGGCAGGCGUCGUCGAAAACGAGCAGGAACGAUAAGAUUGAGAUACUCGUAACGGGUUCCUUGCAUAUGAUUGGCGCGGUGUUAACCAUCUUGGAUCCUAACUUGACAAUGACCAGUCAUUUUUGACGUAACGAAGUGCAAUUAAAAAAAAAUUUGUUUAGACA